UACAGUACUCCUUUCAAUCAUUCCCCAUCUCCUCCUUUUCAAAUAACCACCCAACCAUGGAAGAAGCCAUGAGAAGGCUCAACGGCACCGACCCCGAACCCAUCCUCUACCCCUCCUCCGCCCCAAAGCGCCGCGCCACCAACAAGCACUCCCCCUCCCCCGCUGGCGCCAUCAGGUACCGCGGAGUCCGCCGUCGCCCCUGGGGCCGGUACGCCGCCGAGAUCCGCGACCCCCAGUCGAAGGAGCGUCGCUGGCUCGGCACCUUCGACACCGCCGAGGAGGCCGCCUGCGCCUACGACUGCGCCGCCCGUUCAAUGCGCGGCGUCAAGGCCCGCACCAACUUCGUGUACCCCACCUCUCCCAUCCACCCCGCCCACGAUAAUCAUAAUAUCAUCCCUCCCUUCCACUUUUCCAAAUCACCUCUCCCCUUCCCAAACCCUAAUUUUGAUCUCAACGGAUCUUCCAAUAUGCUUCUCAUCCGCGACUACCUCAACACCUCCAAUUCCCUAUAUUCCGACUUCAAUCGCCCUUCAAACCACCACAACAUGCCUCUUAAUAUCCUUAACAACAAUUCUUCCUUUUCCACCUCUCACCCUUCCACCGCCUUCAAGCGCACCUCUGAAGUUAACAACAAUUCGACAAACGCUGAUUCUACUGGAAUUUUCUGGAGUGAGAGGUCUGAUUCAGGUUUGUUAGAAGAAGUUAUACACGGCUUCUUCCCCAAAGUCAAGGCGGAGCCACCCUUGGUUAUCAAUGAAGCUGCAGCAAAGAAUGGAUUUGUAGGUUUUCCGGUUGAUAACCAAACGGUUUAUUCACAAUUCGGUGGCUUCAACUCUUAUGGAGGAGAAGCGAGUUCAAGCACUGUUUCGAGUGGAAUAUUUGGGGACAUUUUUCACUACCAAGAAGCUCUAAGUCUGGUUGCAGACAGACUGCCUAAUGUUUGAAACUUAUCAAGCUAAGAUAUGUUAUUUUAUGUUUACUUUUCAAUUAGCAGUCACAUAAUUUAAAUCCAGUAGUAUUUGUGGAUUAAUUGUAAUACUUUUAGUCGGCGGAAAAAUAGGAAAUUAUGUACCCCCUUCUUCAAUGAAGUAUGUAAUUUUCUAG
This is a messenger RNA of Salvia splendens (bonfire salvia), 1104 nucleotides long. Its product is annotated as ethylene-responsive transcription factor ESR2-like. The record is from RefSeq and is a predicted model, not a curated record. NCBI's taxonomy places the organism in Eukaryota, Viridiplantae, Streptophyta, Magnoliopsida, Lamiales, Lamiaceae. The transcript has a single exon. Gene Ontology annotation, molecular function: DNA-binding transcription factor activity; DNA binding. Gene Ontology annotation, biological process: regulation of DNA-templated transcription. The coding region runs from base 57 to 944 and encodes 295 amino acids.